AUGAAUGCGUCGACGUUCCCAGACACCACCAUUGCUCGGGAUUCUGAAAGUUCUGACUUUGAGUUGAUCAUUCGCCAGCAGCCCGACCGGGCGCGGGUUGCUGGGGGAAAGGAGAAAGAGCGGAAGCCGGUUGACCCGCCACCGAUCGUGCAGGUCCGGGUGAGAGAGGAGAACAGUUACCUCGCGCAGCACUACCUUCAGAGUCCGUACUUUUUUAUGUGCUGCAGUCUCUAUGAUCCAACAGAGGACCGCCCAGUGCCUGUCGCACCGUCUACGGCUCUUGCGGGGACGUUGGUUUCUUCUCUUCAUCGACUGAAGGAUGUGGACAACACUGAUGGCGGGUUUUUCGUCUUUGGAGAUCUGUCUGUUAAGAUCGAAGGGGAGUUUCGACUGAAAUUUGCUUUGUUCGAGAUACGAAAGGACUACGUUACAUAUUUAAAAUCCAUACUCUCUGAUCGGUUUACUGUAUCACCUCCUAAAAGUUUCCCAGGAAUGGCAGAGUCGACUUUCCUGUCCAGAUCCUUCGCAGACCAGGGUGUCAAGUUGAGAAUCCGAAAAGAACCCCGGACAGUAAUGAAACGGGCCGGUCCACGGCCUGAAGACUUCCCCCAACCGCUCCCUCCUCGGUCCCCAGAUCGAACAUCUCUGCAGAUGCCCGGGUCCGUAUUUGGAGGCUACCCAGCCACCGGGCGAGACUACACAUACUACGGAGGGCCGGUGAAGCGAUCACGGACGUCGAUGGAUUAUGGAGCACGAAACCUGUACGAUGUGGACGGUCGGAUGGUGCGCCAGAUGGACGCGUAUUCGCAGGCGACGGCCUUGUAUCCAAGUCAGACGUAUCAGACGCCCCUUCUGCAGGGGUAUGCCACUACGACACCGAGGCCCACCGGGGUGCCGGACUAUACGAUCCGACAGCCGCCACCGACUACGACGGCUACGGCGCAGACGUACGCGCCUGCUCAGGAUCCUAAAAUCCCGCCUUCAUGGAACUGGAUAGACUUUAGCCGGAGUUCUCAUCGUUAG
This is a messenger RNA of Monascus purpureus, 1023 nucleotides long. NCBI's taxonomy places the organism in Eukaryota, Fungi, Ascomycota, Eurotiomycetes, Eurotiales, Aspergillaceae. The record is from the annotation of a GenBank genome assembly.